ACGUCAUCAAACAGCUCGUGGCCGUAGUCGGGAGCGCGCGCGUCAGCUGACAUCCGCAGAGAGCAGAGCCAGACAUGGAUCAACUCAAAGUCAAAGACAGGAUCCUCGAAAACAUCUCUCUGUCCGUCAAGAAGUUGCAGAGUUAUUUUGCGGCCUGCGAGGAUGAGACGCCAGCCAUCAGGAAUCACGACCGGGUUCUUCAGCGCUUGUGUGAACACCUGGAUCACGCUCUGCUUUAUGGGCUGCAGGACAUUUCAUCAGGUUACUGGGUCCUCGUAUUACACUUCACACGACGAGAAGCCAUUCGACAGAUCGAGGAACUCCAACACAUAGCCACCAAUCUUGGCAGAAGCCGUGCCUGGCUGUACUUGGCGCUCAAUGAAAGUUCUUUAGAAAGCUACCUCCGACUUUUUGAGGAGAAUCAAGGACUGCUCCAGAAGUACUAUUACAAAAAUGCAUUGGUUUGCAGUCAUGACCAUCUCACUCUGUUUCUUACGCUCGUCUCUGGGCUUGAGUUCAUCCGCUUUAACCUGGAGCUGGAUGUUCCAUACUUGGAUGUUGCUCCCUACAUGCCUGAAUACUACAAACCUCAGAAUCUGUUGGAUUUUGAGGAGAGGUUGCCGAGCUCUGAUAGUCUGUCACUACACUCGUUCACUUCUCUCACAUCCACUAAUCUCGAGUGGGAUGACAGUGCCAUCGCCCCAUCCAGUGAAGAGGGAGACUUGACUGAUCCAGUCAGUGGGCCGCGCUCUUCAGGAUCAGACCCUCAGACUGUUGUCAGUGACUGUGUUAUAGUAAAAGCCUCGGCGGGCACCAUCAGAACCACAUCUCUGUCAAGAAGCCCUACAUUUCGGCAAAAUCCCUUCACUGAGGACUCGGACACCAACACUUCAGCUGACGUCACCCCUGUGCACAUAGCAAGCCGGCACACUUCAACAACUGGAGAAGACGCUGAAAUCACCAGCACUGAGCUGGAAGUCAUUAGAAUGGCACGGCGACGAAAGCCUGGCAAGAAACGACGCGGCAGAGGAUCAUCAGUGAGUAGUGAACAGAACGUCAUCUCUCCAGAAGUGACUGAUGAAUGCCUUCAGAUUGUAGUUGAGAGAGACGUCACAGUAAACCACAUCACCGUGGACAGUCGAGUUCCUCUGGAGCGUGCUGACAGCACUGCUUCAGAACCCUUGAGGAAUGGGAGACGCGAAGGAGAAGAAGAGGAGCCUGAAACUGGACUGAGGCUUCCAGAAAUGACGGACACUUCAAUGGACAACGUAGGGCAACCCCUCCGUGAGGUCAUGGACAGGCUGAAUGGGUCUCUGGAUGCUGAGGAUGGAGCAGAAGAAAUUUGCACCGCUCACGACGGGCCCCCCAAUCAGCAGCCCUUUCGAGAGGAUGCUGGCGGUGAACCUCCAGACCCAAGCGAUGGUUUCCUGCAGGCCCCGCUGCCGCCUGCAGACUUCUACUGCUUUACCUCCCAGAGUCCAGACCCUGCUGCCUCAGGUGGUGGGCGCCAUGACUCUGCAGGGCAUGGCGAGCCGCAGGAUGUUCCUGUUAGCAAUGAAGAUGAGGGAGAAGCAGAAGCAGAGGCAGCAGCUGCAGGGCAGGAUCCCUCCAUCGCCAUAGAGACCUCAGAGAAGAAACUGAGUGAGACAGAAGAAGAUGAUGAAGAUGCAACACAGAGCUCUCAUGCUGCAGAAUUCAAGGUGGAUAACAAUCAUCUGCUGCUGCUCAUGAUUCAUGUUUUCAGGGAGAAUGAAGAACAGCUCUUUAAGAUGGUGAGGAUGAGCACAGGCCACAUGGAAGGAGAUCUGCAGCCUCUAUAUCUGCUCUUAACAGACUGCUACAUUUACCUCUUGCGAAAAGGAGCAGCAGAAAAACCUUACAGUGUUGAGGAGGCAGUGUCUUAUAAUGAGCUGGACUACAUCUCUGUGGGUCUUCACCAGCAGACCAUCACUCUGGUGUGCACCAACAGAAGACGGCAGUUCCUGCUGGACACUGCGGACUCGUCUCUGACUGACUGGUUUCUGACUGUGUUGAAGGAGGCUUGGGAGAAUGGCUGUAGGGAACCUCCAUAUCCCUCUAUUCUCACUGACGCCACCAUGGAGAAACUCGCUCUCUCCAAGUUUGUGUGCCAGGAGACUCACUGUGAGAUGUCUGAAAUGAAGAUUCGCCUUUAUUCUCUGGUUCACUGGGAAGACCCAAUGGAUGUGACCGUGGCUUCACCGACAUCUCCGUCGGGCUCUAGAGCAUCCAGCAGCACUAAAGAGGGGCCGCUGCUGUACCGAGCCGGAAGCUCUUAUUUGGGGAAAGAAGUGUGGAAAAGUUGUUACUUAGUUCUCAGCAAUGGCAUCCUGUAUCAGUAUGCAGAGAGAACAGAUGUUACACCUUUGAUGUCUGUUACCAUGGGGGGAGGGCAUUGUGGAGGCUGCAGGCGUUCAAACAGCACAGAAAAACCUCACGCCUUUCAGGUGAUUCUGACAGAGCAUCAGCCAUUAGAGCUCAGCGCAGAGAACGAGCUGGAAAUGGCAGACUGGAUGCUGCUGCUCUGCCAGUCUGUCUCUAAAGGGAUUAUCCCACAGGGAGUUGCUCCUGCACCCUGCAUCCCAUGUUGCCUUGUGCUCACAGACAGGAAGUUACUCACGUGUCAUCAGGAUUGCCAGACCAGUUUUUUCCGUUCUCUUGGAGGAGCCGAUUUGAACGAUGUCACAGCUGUUUGCCUGGAGGACGACAAGGAAUACUGUGUCAUUGAGUUUGCAGAGGAUCGAGCUCAGUUUCUUCCUCCCUGGGUUUUGUAUUUUAGCGGAUGUAAGGAACGAGAUCGGCUUAUAGCAGAAUUAAGUCAAGCAUGGACUGCUGUAUAUCAGGUGAGUCUACCUCGUAAGGCAGUGUCAGACCUGUCGGUUCAAAAGAAGUGCAGCGAGGCUCUGGAGCUGAUGAAGAGCGCCUGGCAGAGAAGCGACAGUCUACACAGAGGCCGAUCAGAAAGAGAACCAUGGUGCUGACCCCCUCCAUUACUACAUGAGCUCAGACAUGGACAGCAGGGGGAAAUCGGCUCACCAGCAAACCUACUGUUUAUGUAGGUACAAGCAGACACUGUGAGCUCUUCGAACAAGGCACCAUACUGAACAAUGUGGGCUCAUUUCAUAUCAAACUAACGGUAAUUAUGGCCUGACCUUGUUUACACUUGCCUUGCACAAAUAUUUAAGGACUUCAGUUUAAGGCUUUUGGCUUUCACAAGUGGAAGUCUGCAAAAGGAAAUCAAAAAGAGAUCGAGCAGUUCUCUUCCAUGUAUUUGGAGUAUACUGUAUAUACAGUGUAAAUACGUAUAGUAGGCAAAAUUCAAGAGCUUUUUAAAAACAAUUUUCCUGCAUAACGUGGAGAGAUACUGCACACGCCUGUACUAUACAGAGGUACAAACUGCUUUUUGUGCACUUAUGAAAGACUAUUUUAGUUAUGUUUACACCAUUGAUAUUAUCUGGCUGCUUUGAGAUUUGAAAGUAUAACGGUUUGCAUGACACUCAAAACAUAGAGAAAACGACGUCUGGGGAACUGGUCUGGCUUUAAAGGGUUUAGUUCUCACAAAAAUGACAAACGUUUGACAUUUACUUGCUCUCGGUCCAUCUGAUACACAGGUGACUGUUUUUCAGUCGAACAAUAAAGUAGAUUAAGCUGAAAUUGGUCAAUGACGCAAGUCAACGGCUACUGGCACUUUUGAAAGUCUAAAGGAAUCCAUAUAGAAACAACAAAAUUAAUACACAUAUUUAUUUAUUUAAGUAAAAUGGCUCUGAUUGGUCUUUGCUGUGUCUUUAUAGUUAUGUUUUGUGUCACAAGACCCAUGUAUUUUUUAGAAGCGCAGUGUAUUCAUUUAGUUUUGCCUGUAAAUGUUUUUAGACUUUCAAAAUGCCUGUAGCCUUUAAUUUGCCUUUUAAAAAUCAUCAAGGACUCAUAUAGAAAAAAUUAAAUUUAAUACACAUGGCUUCUUAUGAUGCACUGAGGGCUUAUGAAGUCAAAUGAUUGGUCUGUGCUGUGUAUAUAUAUAUAUAUAUAUAUAUAUAUAUAUAUAUAUAUAUAUAUAUAUAUAUAUAUAUAUAUAUAUAUAUAUAUUGUAACGUUGCCCUUCACAAGACCUCAGUGUAUUUUUCAGAAGCAUGCUGUAUUCAUUUAGUUUUGCCUGUAAGUGUAUUUUAAGACUUUCAAAGUGCUUGUCUGAAUUGCAUUUUAAGAAACACCAAGGAGCCAUUUUAUCCUAAAAGAUUCCUUUAAUGUUGCUUUGAAAAAAAUCUAAUCGCCUACAUCUUUGAUGGCCUGAGAGUGAGUGAAUUAACUGCAAAUAUUUCAUUUUUGGAGUAAACUCUCCCUUUAAUUUUGACAUUUUAAUAUCAAUCAGCAACAUUAAUAGUGAUGAUACGGUACUGGCAUGUAACCACUGUUGUGUUGAACUAUAAAAAUGUGCUAGAUUCAGGUAGUAUGGAGAAACUGUAAUAGGGAUCAUAUAAUUCUAAUACAUUAUUCAUUCAUUAAGGUUAUUAAAGCUCUUUCACCUAAAGAAAGGCUAUUUAAAAAUGAAGGAGUUGAUUGCAGCAAAAUUGCACAAGAUUCAGAAUUGCACAUGUGUUGGUUUCUUUUCUUUUUUUUUUUUUUGAGGUAUUAAAAAUGAUAUCAGAUCUUACAGGGGCCUUCAUUGGGAAACACUAUCAGUUUGGAGAUUAUUAGUAUUUUUUCUACUUCAGAAAGUAUUAUCAAUUUUAUUUUUUAUUGAUUGCUUUUUUAGCUUCAAUAUUAAAGCCAUUCCCAGUCCCUCACUCAGACAUCCCAUUUCCACUGAAACACUGUAGGGUGAUUUUAAGAAUGUAAAGUGCUUUUAAAGAAAGCAAAGGUUUGUGGAUCUUUGUCAGACUGUGACUAAUGGAAGCAGAAGCAGAAUCUCAGGUAUGUUGAAGUUAGUUUCAGUCAACAGUCAUUUUAAAUAAUACAUUGCUGGGCAAUGAUGGUAUACAGUUGUUCAUUAACAAUUGAAAUGUGGUUUUCUGUUUUCUGUUUCUUUUUUUACUAGCUAUUUUUUUAAUUUUGUUUUUAUUUUUUAUUGAAUCAGUAAUCAGCUGUGUUCUAACACUCUAAUGUCUCAAAUACACUAAGUGCUGCAUGUACAUUUUGGAAGAUGUCAUUAAUAUGAUCAAUAAAUAAAACAACUUUUUAAAUGA
This is a messenger RNA of Danio rerio (zebrafish), 5198 nucleotides long. Lineage: Eukaryota; Metazoa; Chordata; Actinopteri; Cypriniformes; Danionidae. The record is from RefSeq and is a predicted model, not a curated record.